AUGCAACAUAUCAAAACGAAUACCGCAUUAGUAGCUAUUGCACGGCAAACCGCUCGCAAUCUACUAGGUGCAAAAAGUAGUAGUACUGUAAUAGGACAUCAUGCAACAAGUGGUUUUUCCAAUAGAGGUGCUAAAACCUCAACUAAUAUGAGCAGAAGACAUUACAACAGUAAUACUAAUAGUGCGUCAACUUCAUUUCCCCAAACAAAUCAAACUGAAAUUUUUAAUGGUGGAAUAAGUGGUAGUACAGACUCUGGUAUACAACAAAAACCACUAGAUCUUAGACAAGAACAACUUUUUAUUAGAGAGUAUAAUGAUUUGUUAAUGCUUUUGAAACAAAGGGGACUUCCGCGAGAAGUUGAACGACGCUUCGAAGAAAUGAAGAGAUCCGGUGUACAACCAACUACUUUUACUUACAAUUUAAUCCUCGAUACUGUCGCCGGAUUUCGAAAUGAAAAUAAUAACUUGGAUAAACUAAUCCAAUAUUAUGACGAGAUGAUUCGUGAUAAUGUGAAACCUAACUUAUCAACUUAUAACAUAAUGAUCAAAACUUUAUGUAAAAGAGAUUUCGAAAUUCAAACAAAAUUAUAUCGCUUAAAAAAAAGAGCAAAUGCUGGUGGAAAUAUAAGAGCAAUACAAACUCUUGAAAAAGAAAAUUGUAUUGAUUUAGCCUUUCAACUUUUCAAAAAAAGCAUAGAUGUUCAUGGUUAUUAUUAUGAAGUAGAUUUAUGUGAUGCUUUAUUACGUUCACUUGCUCCUUAUGGUAGAAUAGAAGAAGGUUUAACUGUAUUUGAAUAUAUGGAAAAGCGUGGCAUAGUAUCUCCAUAUACUUUUGGUUAUUUAAUAUCAAUGUAUAGUCAUGUUGGUGAUAUGGAAAGUGCUUUGGAAUGUUUUAAAGAAUAUAAAAAGGUUUCUCCAAAUUUACCCGGAAAGCACGAACCAAUGGCUGUAUAUAAUCAAAUGAUUUCUGCUUAUGUUCGUUGUGAUAAUGUAAAAGGUGCUAUUGAAAUUUUAGAAAAGGAUGCUCCUGAGAACGGUCUCGUACCAGACGAAUGGAGUUAUUUCUACCUUAUUAGAGAUUUGUGUGAUACUAAUAAAACCGAGAUAGCACAAGAAUGGUUUGAUAAGAUGAAAAACGAUGAAUCAUUACCAAAGCCAUUUAAUUUGAUAUACGAUACGAUUUUGAUGCAAUAUUCUUUGAUUGGUGAUUAUUCAAAUUCGACAAAAGUUUAUCAAGAAAUGAAAGAUAUAAAUUUAUGCCCUCGAUACUCUGAAAUGUCUUUAUAUUUACAUUUGACUCUCAAGCAUGAUCCAGACAGGAUUCUGUAUCUCUUGGAUGACAUGUAUAAAGGACACUUAGUUACUGAUCUCAAUUUGACAAAAAGUAUUAUGAAUCAUUUCGUUCAAGAACAACAACCGGAAAAAGCACUCAUCGCUCUCAUUAAAAUCAAAGCGCUCACGGAUCAUCAUGCAAAUAGUUCAUCGAAUAGGUCAAACAAUCCAUUAAUAUCUCUGGAUGAUCAUAUCAUAACAUUAUUGAAUGAUCCGCAUCUUUCACUUAAAGGAGCGAUUGAUGCCAAAUUUCAACUUUUGGACUAUGGAUAUAAUAAAAUACCAAAUUUCAAUAAGGUCAUAUUUACAAAAUACGACAAGAUUAAAGCUAAUGGUGAAAUAGUGGCAAGUUUGAAAGAACUUGAUGGUCAACAUAUAUUCGCACUUUUUGAUAACGCAACAUCUUUAUAUAAUUUACAUAUCUCAAAGGAUGAUUUUAACGCCAGGGUGUUUGAACUUGUAGAAGACUUAAAAUUAU
Molecule: messenger RNA, 1810 nt
Organism: Dentiscutata heterogama
Lineage: Eukaryota; Fungi; Glomeromycota; Glomeromycetes; Diversisporales; Gigasporaceae
Source: the annotation of a GenBank genome assembly